Solanum verrucosum is the source of this 864-nucleotide messenger RNA. Its product is annotated as 60S ribosomal protein L13-1. The transcript has 5 exons. The record is from RefSeq and is a predicted model, not a curated record. Gene Ontology annotation, molecular function: structural constituent of ribosome; RNA binding. Lineage: Eukaryota; Viridiplantae; Streptophyta; Magnoliopsida; Solanales; Solanaceae. Bases 82 to 702 code for a protein of 206 amino acids. Gene Ontology annotation, biological process: translation. Gene Ontology annotation, cellular component: ribosome; cytosolic large ribosomal subunit.
AAAAGCGAAGUACAAUACUCUGGCUGAGCCUUGUUCUUCCAUUGCCUCCAGAACCCUAGCCCCCAAACCCCCAGGUAAGUCAUGAAGCACAACAAUGUUAUUCCCAAUGGGCACUUCAAGAAGCAUUGGCAGAACUAUGUAAGGACAUGGUUCAACCAACCUGCUAGGAAAACAAGGAGACGUGCUGCUAGACAGCAGAAGGCUGUGAAGAUCUUUCCUAGACCAACAGCUGGUUCACUUCGACCUAUUGUUCAUGGACAAACACUUAAAUACAACAUGAAAGUCCGUGCUGGCAGGGGAUUCUCUCUUGAAGAACUGAAGGCAGCUGGUAUUCCCAAAAAGCUAGCACCAACCAUAGGCAUUGCUGUUGAUCAUCGCCGCAGGAACAGAUCCUUGGAAGGUCUCCAAACCAAUGUCCAGAGGCUUAAGACCUACAAGGCUAAGCUAGUUAUCUUCCCAAGGCGUGCUAAGAAGGUCAAGGCUGGUGAUUCUAGUGCAGAGGAACUUGCUACUGCCACCCAGGUCCAGGGUUCAUACCUGCCUAUUACUAGGGAGCAGCCUGCUGUUGACUUUGUGAAGGUCACAGAUGAGAUGAAAUCAUUCAAGGCCUAUGGCAAGCUUCGUAUUGAGCGUACAAAUGCUCGACAUAUGGGAGCCAGGUUGAAGAGGGCAGCUGAAGCAGAAAAGGAAGAGAAGAAAUAAGCAAUUAAGAGUCGUAUUGUAGUCUGUUAAGCAUUAUCAACUUUCUGGUAGGCUUUUGGUGAAAGUUUUAUCAUACAAUCAUUUUGAGGAACUAAUGUUUUUCAUUUUAUUCGAGGAUUUUGUUUUGUUUGUGAAAUUAUGCAAAUCUUUUGAUUAGCGCAA